Molecule: messenger RNA, 2130 nt
Organism: Cavia porcellus (domestic guinea pig)
Lineage: Eukaryota; Metazoa; Chordata; Mammalia; Rodentia; Caviidae
Product: zinc finger protein OZF-like
Exons: 1
Source: RefSeq, a predicted model, not a curated record
AAAAGUAAGAAACUUCACACUGGAAAGCAACCACAUGAAUGCAAGCAAUGUGGGACAGCAUUCAGUAAACUCAGUGGCUGUCAAAGUAAUAAAAACAUUCACACUGGGGAGAAAUCCUUUGCAUGCAACAAAUGUGGGAAAGCAUUCAGUACAGCCUCUGCUUGUAAAGCACAUGAUAAAAUUCACACUGGUGAGAAACCCUUUGUAUGUAAACAAUGUGGGAAAUCUUUCAGUCAAAACAGUGACCAUAUUAAACAUGAAAUAAUUCACACUGGGGAGAAACCCUUUGUAUGUAAGCAAUGUGGGAAAUCUUUCAAUCAAAAGUGUAACCUUCUUAGACAUGAAAGAAUUCACACAGGGGAGAAAUCCUUUGCAUGCAACAAAUGUGGGAAAGUAUUCAGUACAGCCUCUGCUUGUAAAGCACAUGAUAAAAUUCACACUGGGGAGAAACCCUUUGUAUGUAAACAAUGUGGGAAAUCUUUCAGUCAAAAUAGUGACCUUAUUAAACAUGAAAGAAUUCACACUGGGGAGAAACCCUUUGUAUGUAAGCAAUGUGGGAAAUCUUUCAAUCAAAAGUCUAACCUUCUUAGACAUGAAAGAAUUCACACAGGGGAGAAACCAUUUGCCUGGAAACAAUGUGGGAAAUCUUUCUGUCAAAGCUGUCACCUUAUUAAACAUGAAAGAAUUCACACUGGGGAGAAACCCUUUGCAUGCAGUAAAUGUGGGAAAUCUUUCAAUCAAAAGCCUAGCCUUCUUAUACAUGAAAGAAUUCACACAGGGGAUAAACCCUAUGUAUGCAACAAAUGUGGGAAAGCAUUCAGUACAUCCUCUGCUUGUAAAGCACAUGAUAGAAUUCACACUGGGGAGAAACCCUUUGCAUGUAAACAAUGUGGGAAAUCUUUCAGUCAAAACAGUGACCUUAUUAAACAUGAAAGAAUUCACACUGGGGAGAAACCCUUUGCAUGCAACAAUUGUGGGAAAGCAUUCAGUACAUCCUCUGCUUGUAAAGCACAUGAUAGAAUACACACUGGGGAGAAACCCUUUGUAUGUAAGCAAUGUGGGAAAUCUUUCUGUCAAAGCAGUCACCUUAUUAUUCAUAAAAGAACUCACACCCUAUAGAACAUCUAUGGUACAACCAAUAUACCAAAACAUUCAGUAUACCGAAGUGCUGAAAAUGAACCCUUUCCAUUGAUGUAAGUAAUUUGUGAUGUAUUUUAGCUAUAAUUGUAGCUUUUUUGUAUAGAAAAGAAUUCACUCUAUUUAAAAAUCCCUAUCUAUAUGAGAAAUGAGUAAAUGGAUUUGUUUAUCCAUUCUCACUUUAUAACAUCAAAUAUAUCACACUGGGAAAAAAUCCUAUGAACAUAAGGAAUAUAGGAAGACUUUCCAUACCAUUGAGAUUGCCACUACAUUUAAGAACUCCCUCUGUGUAGUAAUUCUAUGCAAUUGAACAAUGGUAGAUCAUAUGUAGCACACAAAAAUGCCAUAGGGAAAUUUUGAGUACAAGGAAGAUGUCAUAUAUAUGUAGGCAGUGUGGCAAAGAUUUGCUGCAGUGCUUCCCUUUUGAAAACAUAAGAUUCCUCUCACAUUGGGGAGUAACUGCAUGUAAGGAAGUUUUUGUAAAAGUUCAGCUGAUAGCUGCUAACCUUCUGAGUGAUGUCAUACUAUGUCCCAAGAUUAUGUAUGCAAUGUCGGAAAGUAUUCAGUAUACAUAUUUAUUGUCAAAAGUGUGAAAGUAAUCCGAGUUAAGUGAAAUCAUACAUAUGUAAGGGACUAUUUUGAAAAUAAUUUCAAAAUUAGUCAUGUAGAGGAGACCUGCCAAAAUAGUAUAAAAUAAUUUCUGUCAAUAUAUGCUCAUACAUUUUUGAAGACAACCCGAAACAGAAUUAUCCUAAAAUAUUUUUGUCUUUUUUAAUACAUAUUUUAUCUUUCUGUAGUCUUAAUAAAAAUGUUGCACCUUUUAAAGAAAAUUUAAGUAUGCUAUAUGAUUUUUUCCAUGUUUUGAUCUGCCAAUGUCUUGUUUGGAUGGAUGACACCUAAUUGUCUCAUGACAAGUUUUCACAUCAGAAUCUGUAACUCUUGUAUCAGUUUACCAAGAAGUGUCUAUACAUUCACAUUCAAAAUUGUGCUUGU